UUCAGGGACUCCGGAAAAAUAAGUGGCCCUGCUCAGUUGCUCUGUACCCGCACCUGCUAAACUAAAGCCCACCUCCUGCGCUCGUUUGGUUAGCAGGCUUCCUUCACACGCCCUACCUCCUGCGCUCCCCUGUUUGUUCAGUGUUCACGCAAGCCGCCGCCUCGUCCUCCACCUCAGCUUGUCACUGUCUGACCUUCCCCUCGUCCUCAAGCCCGCAAGCUGCUACACGCUUCUUCCAGCAGCAACAGGAUGGGAAAAUGGCCAUAUAGCAGCGGCCAAAAAGACGAGAACUGCAGCCUUCCCGGCCAUGGUCCGUGGAAGACCAACUGCGGGGGGCAAAGUCAGAGGCGAUGAGUCAGGCGACGGUGUGUCUCUUUCUCCUCCAUCUCUAGUUCUCUACCAUCUUCCCCUCCUUAGUCCUUAGCCCACCCUAGUGACCGAGAGGCGUUUCGGGUCGCGUCCCCGCCGUCGACCCAGCUCGCCCCCGACCCUCCUCCGUGGGACGCGGUACCGAGUCGCGUUCCCGGCUUCUUGUCGGUAGAGGAUACUCCUAGUAUGUCACAAUAUUUUGUAUCUACCCGCGGUCCACGAAAUGAUGUGGUGGACUCCGGAUUGGAAGUUUUGGGACUGCCGAAGCUGACAAACACCGGCCAACAGCCCCCUGAUGUACCCAUUUUGGUUGUUAUAAUUCAACUAUCCAACCAGCCAAUCAGGAUCAGCCCAACAUUUAUUUAGGGCAAAAGGACUAUUUGUUUCGGUUUUAGGAAAAAAGUGAUCCUUAAAUUGAGACGAUGCUACUCCGUAGUGGAGUACAUUACAAGGGUUUUGGUCACAACAAAAUCUUGCUUCUCUUAUGUGAAGCUGGCAUGCACUAGCCCAUAAACAUUACAAAGAGAAAACAGGAGAAGAGAAGCCAUGGGAGGUGACGACCUUCAGACAGAGCUGCUACUCGAGAGGCUCCCGGUCCCGGAGUCUUCUUACAGUUCAUCCGGGGAGCAUCUGGUCAAGAGAACUGGCACGGUAUGGACAGCGAUGGCACACAUCAUCACGGCGGUGAUAGGCUCCGGCGUGCUGUCUCUGGCAUGGAGCGUGGCGCAGCUUGGUUGGGUUGGGGGGCCGACAGCCAUGGUGUUCUUUGCCGGGGUGAUAGUCAUCCAGUCCUCGAUGCUCACCGACUGCUACAUUUCUCAUGACUCGGAGCGUGGCAGCGGCGUCAGGAACAGGUCCUACAUGAAUGCCGUGAAAUUCUACCUAGGUGAGAAGAGCCAGAUAUUUUGCGGCCUUUUCCUUUGCUUCAGCUUGUUUGGGAGCGGAGUGGUGUACACUCUUACCUCUGCCACUAGUAUGAGGGCGAUUUAUAAAGCGGACUGCUACCACAAGGAAGGCCAAGACACCCCAUGCUCCGCCGCUGCCAGGGGAGACAGCUACUACAUGCUCCUGUUCGGCCUCGCUCAGGGAGUGCUAUCGCAGAUACCGGAUUUCCACAACAUGGCAUGGCUCUCCGUCUUUUCCGCCGUCAUGUCCUUCUCUUACUCCUUCAUCGGCUUUGGCCUCGGUGCUGCCGAAGUGAUCGAAAAUGGAGUGAUCAAGGGGGGAAUUGGAGGCGUUCCCCUUGUAUUCCGGAUGCAGAAGGUGUGGCGCGUUGCCCAGGCCCUCGGGGACAUCGCAUUCGCCUACCCUUUCACCUUGGUCCUUCUAGAAAUAGAGGAUACACUGAGGUCGCCGCCGCCACAGAGCAAGACGAUGAAGACGGCGUCAAGAGCCAGCAUGGCAAUCACCACCUUCUUGUACCUCGGUUGCGGCUGUUUCGGUUAUGCGGCGUUUGGCGAUGACACACCGGGGAACCUCCUCACAGGCUUCGGCUUCUAUGAGCCCUACUGGCUUGUCGACCUCGCAAACCUCUGUGUUGUCCUCCAUCUCCUCGGUGGCUACCAGAUGUACACGCAGCCAGUGUUCGCGCUCGUGGAGCAGCGGUUUGGUGCUGAGGCCUGUGACGUCGACGUGGAGCUUCCGCUGCUCGGCCGGUGCCGUGUGAACUUGUUCAGGCUGUGCUUCCGCACAGUGUAUGUGGCGGCGACAACAGCACUGGCCGUGUUGUUCCCGUAUUUCAACCAGGUUAUCGGGCUUCGCGGUGCCUUCACCUUCUGGACGCUGUCCAUCUACUUCCCUGUCGAGAUGUACCUCGUGCAGGCCAAGGUGGCAUCGUGGACAAGGCGGUGGCUUGCCAUCGAGCUCUUCAGCCUCACCUGCCUGCUCAUCUGCACCUUCGCCUUCAUUGGCUCUGCUGUGGGGGUGUUUGGCUCCGAGAGAAGCUAGUGACCUCUGCAAAAAAAAAAAGAAGUGGUUUCAUGUACAUAUAUGCAGUUCACUUAAUUUUAUUCAGGUGGGGACUUCAGCAACAUGAUUCUUUAGAUAGGUAGCAUCAGGUUUUGCUCUGGUUAGCAAGAAGAUUUGUACAAAUUUUCAUCUACGCUUUCUACAUUUUUGUGAUAUUCUAUUAUGCUUUGCUUGCUUUGGGCAUUUGUGAGCAACCUUUUUGUUGUUGGUAGUUGGUACACUUGCAUGAAACUGGCCAGUUGGAUUGAAGUUUCUGGUGUUGGGUGUUUUGGAACUGAAGUUUAAA
Brachypodium distachyon (stiff brome) is the source of this 2623-nucleotide messenger RNA. RefSeq names its product probable amino acid permease 7. The record is from RefSeq and is a predicted model, not a curated record. The coding region runs from base 916 to 2316 and encodes 466 amino acids. Gene Ontology annotation, cellular component: plasma membrane. The transcript is spliced from 7 exons. Lineage: Eukaryota; Viridiplantae; Streptophyta; Magnoliopsida; Poales; Poaceae.